AUGCGAGCCACCUGUGUCAUGGAGACGUGUAUCGCAGCAGGACUUGUCCAUCGGGAUUUCGAAUUCCGCAACAUCGUUUAUGAUCCUGUUACCCUCGAAGUAAGACUCAUCGAUAUCGAGCCUCCACCGCCAGGAUUUCGGAUUUGGACACCUGGGGAAGUACGAGAAAUUAUGGAGUCCGAAUCUAUCGGCCCUCCGUAUCGCCUUCAAGCGUCAGAUCCAAUUAGGCUGAGGCUGCUUUAUGUCCAGUCCCUGGCAAACAGCAUGAAACACCAUACGUUGCAUACCAUUCUGAUCCUCCCGCCCAUGUUCGCUCAGCCAUACUUCGGGAACGGUCGUACGAGGAUCGCCAUGAAAACGAAGGCGAACCAAGGUCAUGCCGUCAAAGAACAACACCAAGGAUGUAUUGAACUGGAAAAAGACUGUUCACAAAAUAUCAACUAA
Molecule: messenger RNA, 444 nt
Organism: Uncinocarpus reesii 1704
Lineage: Eukaryota; Fungi; Ascomycota; Eurotiomycetes; Onygenales; Onygenaceae
Exons: 3
Coding region: 1-444 (147 amino acids)
Source: RefSeq, a predicted model, not a curated record